CCGUUGUCACGGCGGCAACAAUGAAAAACCCUUUUGUGCCGCUUCCAACUUCAGACAUGACCAUUGCGACCCACUGUAGUGAUGGUCAGUAGCUAGUAGCAACUACAUGCAAUAGUAAGAGUCCCCAUACUUAUUUGGAUUAAAAAAAAAUGUCAGUGGUGACGGUCCAGCUGGGUCAGUGCGGCAACCAGGUGGGUCUGGAGUUCUUUGAGACCCUCUACAAUGACGCUCAGGCGGGCCAGAGGAAAACAUACGCUACUGCCAAUUGUGAACGCUUCUUCCACCAAACUAAAGAUGGAGACCUUGUUGCCAGGGCAGUGCAGAUUGACAUGGAGCCAAAAGUCAUCAAGCAGAAUUUCAGCAAGACUGCAAAAUCUAGCAAGUGGAAAUAUGACGCUGCAUCAAGCUUCAACCAGCGGCAGGGGAGUGGCAACAAUUGGGCCAAUGGGUUUUGCGUCCAGGGCCCCCGUCACAAAGAAGCAGUGGAAGACGUCACGCGGCGAGAGGUGGAACGGUGUGACAGACUGAGUGGUUUGAUGGCCAUGAUGAGUGUGGCAGGUGGUACAGGCUCUGGAGUCGGCACCUAUGUCACACAGUGUCUUCGGGACAUCUACCCCAAAUCCUUCAUUGUCAACCACCUCACCUGGCCGUACAGUACAGGCGAGGUGAUUGUCCAGAACUACAACUCUGUGCUAACACUGGGUCACCUGUACCAGCUGUCUGACGGACUGCUGGUGCACGAGAAUGACACGGUGCACAAGAUGUGCAGUCAGCUGCUCCGUAUCAAAGACAUCUCCAUCACCGAUAUCAACAAGGUGAUCGCUCAUCAGCUGGGGGCCAUCCUUCAGCCUGCGCUCACCUCUGAUUCCAACGGUGUCUAUAGCAGGAAUCCUUUGGGUGAACUUGUAAGCGCCCUCGUGUGCCACCCAGAGUACAAGCUGCUCAGCAUGAGCACCAUCCCUCAGAUGCCAAGUUCCUUCAUCGCAUACACCACCUUCGGAUGGUCACCUCUGAUCAAAGACCUGCGCCAGAUGCUCAUCUCGAACACCAAAAUGGAACAAGGUAUAGAUUGGCAGGUGCGUCCAUUGGCUGUUUCAGAGCGGACGAGGAGUCUGACCGGAUCUAGUGUCAACACUUCCUUGGCCAAUUUGCUUAUACUGAGAGGCAAAGAUGUGUUCAGUGCAGAGACAGUUGACUUCAGCGAUGCAGCUAUUUACAGUUCAUGGCUCUCACCCAAAGACGCUUUCAACGUGUGGAAAUGUCCGGUGUCCUUUAAUAAGUACGAAAAAACAGCUACGCUGGUCAGCAACAGUCAAGCUCUGAUUGAAUCAUUGGACAACAUGGUGAAAAAAGCUUGGAAUAUGUUUGCUGCAAGGGCCUACAUCCAUCAGUACACAAGGUUUGGGCUCUCAGAAGUGGAUUUCCUUGAAAGCUUUACUUUUGCAGAGCAAAUAAUUUCCAGCUACAGUCAAUUGGGCUGUAAUGGAUAAAACAGAAUGGCAGUUGUCUUUUACCUUGAGGACGCUUACAAAAUGUGACCAAUACACGCAUGCAGCAAAUACUGUACGUGACUUGUUAUUCCAUGAUUAAUACAUUUAUUUUUGUUGCUUGAACCACCUAUGGCACAUAUAACAGACUACAAUUUAAAGGGAUGACACGUAAUAAUUUCAUAAAUUUAUUGUACACUAAUUCCACACGAUAACAGUUUCAGCAUUGGUUAUAAAAAAACGAACUAAUUCCAAGUACAGGAUGUUAGUACACUCCACCUUGGUAAAAGGCAGCUGAGGACCCACAACUUCAGUCAGCUUACAGACCACUGUUGCCAUGUGAGACUUAACAGCCAACACCAGUCUGAUAAGCUAGCUGAGGAUGUGGAAAUUUGGUGAUCCAGAUGCAUGCACACUGCUAGGCUGAAAAAAGAACCAUGAAGAAUGGAAUAGGAGGCCAACAUGAGACUAUCACAUACCAAUAGCAACCAUAAACUGGAUGCUGUCAUUUAUAUGGUUGUUCACUUACCUGGAAGACGAUCAUUUCUUCAAGGGACAUAUACAUUUCCAGCCUUAGCACAACAAGCAAACAAAUGACUCACACUUGGAUACAAGUGUCAUUAUUGACGUGUUUAUAUAUGAUCCAAUCCAGGGUCCAACCUAAUAGCAUAGAAUUAGAAAUGGGACUAGUUGCCUUAAAGUGUCACUACAAAUGAUAUAACAUUGUUGGAUUCAAGGUGACUCCUCACCACAUACUGUUAGACUAGAAAUACAUCUAUGCAUAAUGUUCAUGAUUAAGAUAUCGACACAAUGUGCAAACUAUCAACGACAUUUUACAUUGAUAUUGCUUUUCCUUCCUCCUUUUUUUUUGGAGGGGUGGAGGAGACUGACAAGUCCAGGAGCAAAUAAAGUAUUGUCUAACAAGUCAAAAUCAUGAGGAUAUCCCAACCCUGCAAAGAAAGCAUCUAGAACCAGUUAUCCUGUCAGCACACUGUCCAAACAAAUAAAAGACAUUACAAAAUUAAAUAAAAAGUCAAGAUCUAGUUUCAAGGGAAGUUGAGACUUUCCCAUCUUUGCAUAAGGCAUCGCAUCAGAUAGGCAGUGCCUGUGCACAGAAGACACCACCAAACCGCUGCUUCACUUGUGAGGUCAAAGUAUGGAAUCAUCAGAAAGUAAGACCAUUAAAUUAGCAGGAUAACCAGGCGCUCUGCACACACUAAGUGAGAUGAGACAAAACAAAAAUGGUGGAGAGAGAUGUUUAAAAACAGACACACACAUACCAAGGACAGUCUGCUUUGGAGCGCUCAGCUUCUGAGCAUGGAGGUGAAGGGUGAGGUUUGUCUGCAAGUCAUGAGAGGACACGGGCUAAGCUGCAGCCGCAAAUGCGCAGUCACUUCUUGGAUGUUUGUACCGCUUCGCCUGUCAUCACUUGGUCUUCUCCACCAAGUGCCUUUGCUGUUGCAGCCGCUUGGCGUAACUCUGAGCCAUCGAGUUGACGAUGGAGAUGACAAAAUAGCAGACCAUGACCAGCACCAGCUUCUCGAACAGCCAGGACAGCCAGUUCUCAUCCUGGAAAGCCACAGUGAUGGUAGGUUAUUUAUUGCUAUGCCAGUUUAUUGCAAAAUGAAUAGUUCACUAGCAUCAUAAUGGAGGAAAGGUAGCAGCCAAAGAAAUCAUUCGCUUAUUAACUCUGUGUUCCCCCAGUAUAUCACGAGUCACUGUUUGCGCCUUUGCUAUACUUUGAUACUUUUUAAUGGGUUUUCAUUGCAUACUUACUAUAUUGUC
This is a messenger RNA of Phycodurus eques (leafy seadragon), 3272 nucleotides long. It is a transcript of the gene tubd1, whose product is annotated as tubulin, delta 1. NCBI's taxonomy places the organism in Eukaryota, Metazoa, Chordata, Actinopteri, Syngnathiformes, Syngnathidae. Gene Ontology annotation, biological process: microtubule cytoskeleton organization; mitotic cell cycle. Bases 150 to 1490 code for a protein of 446 amino acids. Gene Ontology annotation, cellular component: microtubule; cytoplasm. The record is from RefSeq and is a predicted model, not a curated record. Gene Ontology annotation, molecular function: GTP binding; structural constituent of cytoskeleton. The transcript has 8 exons.